Molecule: messenger RNA, 1042 nt
Organism: Penicilliopsis zonata CBS 506.65
Lineage: Eukaryota; Fungi; Ascomycota; Eurotiomycetes; Eurotiales; Aspergillaceae
Exons: 6
Coding region: 85-978 (297 amino acids)
Biological process (GO): proton motive force-driven ATP synthesis
Molecular function (GO): proton-transporting ATP synthase activity, rotational mechanism
Source: RefSeq, a predicted model, not a curated record
GACCUGCCUUUGCCGCCUUCUCCGCGCCGCAGUAUCCUCCCUGGGCUUUCUAACCCCUCUCUCCCGUGCAUAUAUCUUUGCAAGAUGUUCUCUCGCGCUGUGCGCCCGGCUGUGAAGGCCGGCAGUGCUGCCGUCACCCGGACUGCCCCUCCCAAUGCCGCCGGCUUCGCUACCCUGCGUGAAAUCGAGGGCCGUCUCAAGUCCAUCAAGAACAUCGAGAAGAUCACCAACACGAUGAAGAUUGUUGCCUCUACUCGUCUCACUCGUGCCCAGAAGGCCAUGUCCGAAUCCCGGGCUUACGGUCAGACCUCCAACACCGUCUUCGAAAACGCCGAGACCAAGCCCCUCGAGGGCAAGAAGACCCUCUACGUCGUCGCCAGCUCCGACAAGGGUCUUUGCGGUGGUAUUCACUCCGGUCUGAGCAAGGCCACCCGCCGCUUGAUCGAGGCCGCUCCCGAUUCCGAUGUUGUGAUUCUGGGAGAGAAGGCCAAGGCCCAGCUGUCCCGUGCCUACCCCAACUCCAUCAUCAUGAGCUUCGCCAACGUGGGCAAGGAUAUCCCCACCUUCACCGAGGCUCAGGCGAUUGCCGACCAGAUCGCCCUCCUUCCCACUGACUACGCCAGCGUGAAGAUCGUCUACAACAAGUUCCUCAACGCUCAGAGCUACGAGCCCACUGUCAUUGAGGCUUUCUCUGAGGAGGCCAUCACCCAGUCCGCCAACAUUUCUGCCUUCGAGGUUGAUGACGAGGCUCUGGCUAACCUCCGCGAGUACGCUCUUGCCAACAACCUGUACUGGGCCCUGGCUGAGGGACACGCUUGUGAGAUCUCGGCUCGUCGCAAUGCUAUGGAGAACGCUUCCAAGAACGCCGGCGAGAUGAUCCAGAAGUUCCAAAUCUUGUACAACCGUCAGCGUCAAGCCGCCAUUACCAACGAGCUCGUUGAAAUCAUUACGGGUGCCACUGCCUCUGCUGAGAUGUAAGAAGCAUCACUAUGAUGCUUCUCUGGGAAGGAGUCGACUUAAUGAAGACUUGUCCAUAAAUACC